GGUUCUGGGUCCUUCUCGGCGGUUGUCCGCGGGCUCUCCACUCCGGUCGAAUAGACUUUCCGCCAUUGGCAUCACAUUGAGACGCUGCAUCUUUCAUUCUCGGACCGGGCGAUUCUGUCUGCUGCAACCGAGCUUUGGCCGAAAGGUGGGACUUCUACAUCUUUACAGAACAGGAUAUUUUCUGUGUCCUUCCCUGCUCUGCUCAUGCCUACCACAGGAAUAGGACUUCUAAUAACUUGCUGAGAGAAUUAAAGAAUAAGGCUGACCUGAAAUAAACUUCCAGUACCUACAGUAAAUGAAAUAGAAGAGGACUCCAUAUAACCCUGUAUUAAGAGGAAUGGAGAUUGCCUCUGUCCACUUAGAUUCAUAAGCUGUCCCGAAGUGAUCUUGGCAUCAGGGAAGGGAGUGUUCAGGCACAUUCACUCACCAUCAGCAUCACGGGAUGGCAGCCAUUGAUUUGUCCCAUGGCCUUCUUUCUAGAGAGCCUAUUUACAUCUAUGAAGAAAACACAGAAGUAGAAGGGACAGUGACUGACAACCAGGCAAAUUGUUACCAGGAUUUGGUGACCUUCGAUGAUGUGACUGUGGAGUUUACCCCAGAUGAGUGGACUUUACUGGACCUGACUCAGAGAAACCUAUACAGAGAGGUGAUGCUGGAGAACUACGAAAAUUUGACCUCAGUAGGAUGUCAGUUCUUCAUUCCUAGUCUGACACCCUGGUUAAAACAAGAAGAGUUGGAGACGAUGGAAAGCACAGUUCCUCAACAAUUGGAAUUACAACCUAGAAUUGAUGAUUCAGAGCUUCAGAAUUAUUUUAAGAUGCAAAGUUCCAGUGAACUAGAAAUGGUGGGUGAUUCAUCCCUUCCUCAACAGUCAGGAAACCACAAUGAAGAGGACCUUUGUGACUCUAAGCCAGGUGGAGAAGUGUUGGGUGAACAAUUAUGCCUUAACACAGAGGUGAGCAUGCAAAGCCAAGGAUACAGUUCUGAGUGUAAUUGGUAUGGAAAAGACAUUCUUUCUUUGCUCAAGGAAACCUCUACUGGACAGAAUGUUUCUGAACUUAAUCAGUGUGGAAAAAUCUUCAGUCUGACUCCAAACAUCAUGUACCCAAGCACUAGCACAAAUGAGAAACCCUUUGAAUGCACAGACUAUGAGACGGUCUUUUUUAAUCAGUCAUACUUUCAGACAGAUAUGAGGCCUCACAAUGGAGGAGAACCCUAUGACUGGAAUAAAUAUGGAAAUGGUUUUAUUCAUCCCACUAGCUUUGCUAUGCAUCUUCCAAUUCUCAAUGCAAGAAGCCCCUAUAAAUUUGAGGAAUGUGGAAAGGACUUUCAGUAUUUUGCAUGCCUUAAUAAUCCCAUGGGAAUGUGCACUGGAGAAAAAUUUUGUGACUGCAAGGAAUGUUGGAAAGCCUUCACGGUUUCCUCACACCUAACACAAUAUGUAUCAAUUCAUACUGAAGAAAAAUCCAAAGUGUGUAAGAUAUGUGGGAAGUCCUUUGCUAAUUUUUCUCGACUUUCUGCACAUGUAAAAACUCAUAAUGAAGAAAAGCCCUUUGUAUGCAAGGAGUGUGGAAAGGCCUUUAAAAAUGUUUCAUACCUUAAUGAUCAUGUUAGAAUUCACACUGGAAUAAAAUCAUACAAAUGUAUGGAAUGUGGGAAAGCCUUCCUUCGAUGGUCAGGCCUUACUGAACACAUUAGAGUUCACACUGGGGAAAAGCCUUACGAAUGUAAGGAAUGUGGAAAAACCUUUUCUAGAUCUACUCAGCUUACUGAACAUAUAAGAACACACACUGGAAUCAAACCUUAUGAAUGUAAGGAGUGUGGGAAAGCCUUCACUCAGUACUCAGGUCUUGCCACACAUGUACGAAUUCAUAGUGGAGAGAAGCCUUUUGAAUGUAAGGAAUGUGGGAAGGCCUUUACCAGGACCUCUGGUCUGAUUCAUCAUGUGAGAACUCACACAGGAGAGAAGCCUUUUGAAUGUGUUCAUUGUGGGAAAACCUUCAUAACUUCCUCCCAUCGCACAAAACAUCUAAAAAUUCACAGUGGCGAAAAGCCCUUUGUGUGUAAUAUAUGUGGGAAAGCAUUUAUAUAUUCCACAUCUCUUAACAUUCACAUGCGAACCCAUACUGGAGAGAAGCCCUAUAUAUGUAAGCAAUGUGGGAAAGCAUUCGCUGUUUACUCACGUCUAAGGAAACAUAGCAGAGUUCACACUGAAGAAAAACCCUAUCAGUGUGAGGGUAUGGGUGUUGCUAUUUAGCCCAUCUGUUGCCACCUUUAAAUAUUGACAGUGACACCAAAGAUCAUCAGAUUAGUCUUAACUGCUUUGUGUGGGUUAUAACAUCUCACACUGGCCUUAUAGACACCAUCCUAAUUUUAUGAAAUAGGAUAAUUUAGAUGCCCCCUCAAACUUUUCUUCUUUUGGGCAAUGCUGAGGAUUGACCUAGAACAUUAUACAUGCUAGGCAAGCACUCAAAUCAUUGAGCUGCAUCCCUGGAACCUUUUUAUGGAUGUUUGAAUCUGAGCAUUUAUGGGUCAUAAAUGAGGCCAUUAUAUUUCUAAAUGUUAUGAAAUAAUGAAACAGAUUUGAUCUUUUUGUUUGUUAGUGGCUGCCAGUGUGUCUUGUUAAUAUGAAAAUUUACCACAAGCCAAAUGAAUAUAGGACAUGGGUAACUACUCUGACCCCAUUGAUUCCGAUGAGCAUACCAAGAAACAGUCCUUAUCUGUUCUUACUAGCUAUUCUAUUUAUAGAUGUUCCUGUGGUCCUAUAAAUAAAUUCAAAUUCAAAAAGUCCACCUUUUGGAUCUAUUUUGAAUUGAAGUGGCAGUAACUAAUCCAAUGUCUAUUCCUCAAUUUGGUUGAGAUUGAUGAUCUGAGGAUUGAACUGAGGGCUAGGUAAGUACUCUGCCACUAAGCUAUAUCCCUAGCUGGCUCUUAGUAUAAAUCUCUCAGUUAUUGUAAGUGUGGAUCAGCUGAGAGUUUUUCAAGGUACAGUUCUCUUAUGAUUAACAAUUCUUUCUUAGUUUCAGUGUCUCCCCUUUCAUAUUUUACUAACGGCACUCAGGAGGAACCAAGUUGCUCCUUGUGAACACUUUAGUUACAGCUCUCAUAUAAAUGUCCUGUUUUAUCACUUUCAAGUUCUAACUUCCACGCAAAAUGCAAGAAUAUAGUUCUGCAAGGUUCAUGACCAUUACAUUAUCACCGAUUAGUUUUUUCUUCAUGUUCUAGUAACAUGUUUUUCCUUCCUAAGUGAGUCCUCAUCAGAAUAGUCUCUACCUAUCACUCAGUUUCAAAGCUCCUUGGAUUUUUUUUUUUUAAACUGCAAUGCUCCAUACCACAAAACACCAUAGACAGCACUGGCAAAAUGGCUUAGAAGGUAAAGGUGCUUUACCUGGUUUAAAUCAAAUCAGGAACUGAGUUCUAUUCCAGAGAUGUACAAAGUAAAAGGAGAGAAUGGACUGCUAUAAGUUGUCCUCUACUUAUACAUGAAUACCACAGCUUGAACACAUACUUAUGUACACAAUAAAUAUAACACAAAACCAACAUAAACCAAGUUGCUUAAAAUUCACUUUAAAAGAAAUGAAAUUUUAGUUUAGCAUAGUAUUAGGUUCCAUUAUGACAUUUUGGAUAAAAUCUUAGGGCUGUGGGUUUAGCUCAGUGAUUAUAGUCCUUGCCUAGCAUAUGCAAAGUUUUUAUCUCUAGCCCUGGACACAUAAUAUACAGCAAUUUAUUUUCUCAUACAAGGAAGACAGCAUGGGAGCUAGUUAAAUGGUUCAGGGGGAAAGCUUUUGCCAUGCAAACAUGAGGACCAGAAUUUGGAUUCCCCAGAACCCAUCUAAGUGCCAGGUGGGCAUGGAGGCCCACCUGUAUUCCCAAUGCUUGUAAGCAUUAUAAAGCAAGAUGGGAAUCCUCAGGUGAUUCGGGUAACUAGGUUACUUGAAUCUAUGAGCUCCGAGUUCAGCAAGAGAUGCUGACUGCUUCAUGGAAAUUGAUUGGGCACACUUGACAUUAUCUUUUGGCUUCACAUGCCACAAGCAAAUGUGUGAACAUACCAGCAUGCACAUACACACACAUUAACAAAAAUCAGCAGACUUUUCAAAUGACCAAGGCUGGAAAUGAGGUUUUUUUUUCCCUCUUCUGAUAAAAAUCACAGCCUUGUUGGGUGAGGUUAUGGUCCUCGACUAUCAAAUGAAAUUCUAAAGACUUUAUCUGGACAAUCAUGCCAUGGUUUAGAUUUAACCUGAAUUUGAGAGGGUCAUCAGUACAAUAUUUACAUACAGAUUCUUUUGGUUUCUCAGACAGGUAGUCGGAAAUAUAGAUAAUGAUGCUAUUUUUUUCUACUUUAGUGGUUUCUUUACAGAAAUGAAUAUGAUGUCUAGCACAACAGUGAAAGUAGUAAAAGCAUAUUUUUCUUUAGAAUUAUAAUGAGGUAUUAUACUGAUUUGCUUAUUAGAUAGUUUUUUUUUUAACAUCUGGAUUUUGCUUAUUGAUUUUAUAGUAUCUCUUUAAUUAUAAAGUAAAAUUCCUCUUAGAUUCAUUAAUUGUUUUCCUUAUAUCUAUGAUGACCAUACUCAUUUGCUGGUAAGACUCAAGUACCUAGGACUUCCUUGGUCCAUAAUACCUAAUAAAUACUGGAAUGAGUAAAAGGAUGCUAAAAUAAAGCAGUCAUUUAUUAAUGAUGAUUAUAUAUUAGUUGUCUGAUGUUAACCUUAAAUUCAUAGAUAUAUUCAACUUGGACAUUAAGGAUCAUUUUUGUUUUGUGUGAUUGCUGGGGAUCAAACAAUCCCAGGAGUACAAAAGCACUCUACUCUGAACUACAAUUUUGAGCCAAAUGGAUCAUUUUUAGUAUUUAGUGUUGGUUAUUUUUACUCACAUAACGAUUUUCAUAGAUAUUCUUGAGUAAAAUUGGCAUAUUUCUUAUGCAAGAAAUAAUGGUGUAUGGGGAUAAGUAGAGUGCCUCUUUAGCAGUGUACAAGACCCUGGUUUCAAUCCUCAGUACCACCAAAACAAAAUUUUAAAAUGAAUUAACUGGUUUUUAGCUGUAGAUUAGAACAGUAUCAUAUACUACAGUGAAGUGUAUUCUUCACUAAAUUCUUAACCUGUUCAGUUAUCCUGAUCCAGAAUAAUUGGCAUACUGUUUGGGGUACCUGUUUUCUAUCAUCUUAAACUGUUUGGUAUCUUUUAUGUUUAUAGAACACGUAAUAUUUACAAUAUCAUUUAAAAUUUUUGAGUAUAUUUUUCUAGGCAUGCUUUCAUUUUCACAUGUGAAACAAAAUUUAUUUUUUCUUAUAUUCCCAAUAUUUCCUGGUUGUAUAAUUAAGUUUACUUUAGGCCUGUCUUGCAUUCUGCAAUUAUUUCUCCUUGUAUUUACAUUGAGUUUAUCUUGAAAGUAUCUGGUAUUGUUUUGGAGGGUGUCUAUCUCUAAAGCAGAGUGUGUUGCCACAUACUGUAAUCUUAGGGAUUGGAACCCAAGGCAGGAGGGUCACAGAUUUAAGGGUAGCCUGAGACUGGGCUACUUUGUGAGAAACUGUCUUAAGACAAAAA
Molecule: messenger RNA, 5541 nt
Organism: Phodopus roborovskii (desert hamster)
Lineage: Eukaryota; Metazoa; Chordata; Mammalia; Rodentia; Cricetidae
Product: zinc finger protein OZF
Exons: 9
Coding region: 443-2257 (604 amino acids)
Biological process (GO): central nervous system development; negative regulation of transcription by RNA polymerase II
Cellular component (GO): nucleus
Molecular function (GO): RNA polymerase II cis-regulatory region sequence-specific DNA binding; DNA-binding transcription repressor activity, RNA polymerase II-specific
Source: RefSeq, a predicted model, not a curated record